UUUGCCUCAUGGGCUAUUGACCCGUAGCCCUUGCGGUCUACGGGUCUAAUUGUUAAAUAGUCCUCUCUUUACAUUCAUGCUUGGGUUCAAGUAUAUUUCCUCUCUAAUGUUGGAUUUCAAAACCAUUGAUCAUGUUUCAUCCUGCCUAUAACAUUGCCACUGACUUAUACCCCUUAACACUGGAGGUCAUCAACUAUUCCAUGGCUAACCUGAUGUUUGGUGGUCAUUGUCUGGUACAAGGAAUCAAGAGACUCCAUGGCUUUGGAGAGAGAUUCUUCAGUGACCUGAAUUUUAUUGUGACAACAAAAUGGAAGCUCCUUUUGCUGUUUUUCACAAUACUGUAUGGAAUCUUUAGACUUCUACUAAAGACCCGUGAGGAAGUCAAGCCCACUGAAGAUACAUUUUUUCUCCCAAGAUUAUUCAAUAUGAUCAAGAAUGCUCAUAAACCUGGAAUGGCCACAGAUGUUAUCUCCCUUAUUGAAAAGCACAGCAUAGAUGUGAACAGGAAACACCCAAAAUCAGAUUCUGGUUUAACUUUGUUUUUGUGUGCCUGCUUGAGUGGUGACAGCAGUCUUAUAGCAUACAUGAUAAAUAAAGCAGGUGCAGAUGUAAAUUUGAACACUACUUGCAAAGACAGCCCUCUUCAUCUUGCCAGUUUUUGUUGUGCCACACAAAAUGUAACCAAUGGCUUUGGAGUUAUCACCUCACUGUUGGAAGCAGGAUGCAACAUAAAUUCCAAAAACUGGCUCGGUAAUACUCCUUUGGCUAUUGCUGCAUCAUCUGGAAAAUGCAGCCUUAUCCGUCAUUUGAUGUCUUUAGGUGCAGACAAGAGUAUUUGCAAUAAUGACGGAAUUUACGCCAUGGAUUUUGCGAUAAAUGCAGGUCAUCUUGACGCAGCAAAUUUGCUGGCUAUUGACGUUCCCAACCCACAUGUUUGGGACAUCGUUGAACCCCAUACUCCUCCACGAGUAAAGCUUGGCCUUCAGAGUCCUUCCAAGCAGCACUUGGUGUUUUCGUCCUUCCGAAGGAGACGCAUGGAUUUUAAGACUCUUGCUAAGUAAAAGACACGUCAUGGUUUGAAUUAUACGUGGUAAUAUCAAAUGUAAUAAGGCUGCAUAGGGUUGAAGUGCAGUGGAUCGUGCGUAAUUAUGAUUGCGUACUAUUCAGUUGAUGCCGGAAGAGUUCAAUCGUUUGACAACACAACUAAGAUACUCUUCAAGCAUUAUUUGUGUUGCCACGGUCUUUUUAAGCAUUCGCCGGCAACAUUCAACCGUUUUACAAUGCCCAUACAAUAUCAAUUCAGUUACUUGGCAUGUUUCGGCCCGCGCCUUCACACGUUCUUAUUGGUUUUGAUACCGCUGCCUUGAUUGAUUUGCUGAGAGUUUUUGUGAAGUAAAUAAAAGGAGAAGUAACAUUAUACGGAUGACAAAUUGCGUUGAGUAUCCUUUGAUGUGUUAAUUACUAUUUAAAACAAGUAAACGAGUGGCAUGGCCAAGGUAAGAAUGUCCUCGCCUAUAAUCCAUCUUAACAUUGUUCAGUUAUUGAUGCUGAAUUAACUCUCCUAAGUUGAUCAUUUUACCGUCAUUACCUGACACUCGUUAGUACUGUCUACUGACUUCCGCAAAACUUAUGGUAUGGUUGGAUGAAUAGCCUAUUCGUUAAGAAUGCUCCACAAUGUGUAUCAACUAAAACACUCCCUGCUUAAUACAAAUGGUUUCACAGACGCUAUUGCCAGUGAUCGAUGAGUCGGCCUUUUUCGGUUUUCUUAUACUCCUGUAGACAUUUUUCAAAGAAUUUACUGAGAUGAUCCGUUUAUACUAAGUACGUCCUUUAAUUUUCAAGUCAUACUCAAGAGAAUGUCAAUAUCAUUAAGCAAUUGGAUGAGGCUGAGUAUGAUAUGGAGAAUCAUUGUGCAGACUGAGGAGCUUGUUAUGCGCCGAAGCCCAGUCAAGUUCAGUAGCACUAUGUCAAGUUUAUAACAUGAGAUACAAUAAUUUUUCACAAUAUCAGCUCGCUGAGAAAUAAAUUAAGUUUACAAAGGGAUUUUUUCUUCCUUGAAAGUAGUCUUUUAAACGUAACGGCAACCUUGAAUGGCUUUUUAUAUUUAUUCUGGCUGGCUUUUUCAGUCAGUAUUUCAGCUAUUUCGUCCUCGCUAAGCCAUUAAGUCUCUUAGCCAUUGCCGUCGCCGCUUUCUGUUACGUGACGUCAUUCGUUCAAUAUUGGAUGAAUGACGUGAAUGUUUCAAAAUUUGCAGCUUCAGAAACAGACAUUUCUUGAAUCAAUAUUUAAAAGAAAUGGACGCUGUUUCUGCCAACUGGACGUGCGAUAGUUGAUUCCAUAUUAUAUAGUUUCUAUGAAGACGUGACGAAUUUUUACGUCGAUUCCAGCGCGUAGAAAAUUCAAGAGUUGCGGUUAAGGCCCCGUCCACACUAUACCUCAAGAAUUUGAAAAUGGAGGUUUCACUCUGA
This is a messenger RNA of Orbicella faveolata, 2468 nucleotides long. RefSeq lists its product as uncharacterized. Lineage: Eukaryota; Metazoa; Cnidaria; Anthozoa; Scleractinia; Merulinidae. Gene Ontology annotation, molecular function: protein binding. The record is from RefSeq and is a predicted model, not a curated record. Gene Ontology annotation, cellular component: nucleus.